CUGUUCUAUUGUACCGGAGGGAGGAUGCUACGAGAACGGAUCACCGUCCACUUUAUAUCGUUCCGUUAAUCAGGGGGGUGUUUCCGUCCUUUCGCAAUGGCCUGCCUCUGCUAGCAUAAUAGAUCAUCCGGCAGGAGGAGAAUUCGACGACGGCCCCGUCUGGGUUCUCUGAAAAAGAUCGACGAUGUUGUGCCUUAGCACUUCGCGCGCUUUCGCGGCAUUCGUCGUUGUUUUCGUAUUUCUCUCGGUCGUCGCCGAGUGCGCCCCCGAUUCCAAACCCCCUCCUGUCAAUUGCAGCAGGCAAUGCGUUGCAGAGCGAUGCGAUAAUGUGUUAAUCAAUUACGGAAAAUAUUGCGGAGCCGGGUAUACGGGCUGUCCCGGCGAGGCGCCGUGCGAUGAUCUUGAUGCAUGUUGCAAGAAUCAUGACGAUUGCGUUGACAAAUUUGGUAUGCUUCACAUGAAAUGCCACAAGAGGUUAAGGAAUUGCCUUGCGAGAGUGCACAAAUCUGGGAAGCCCGGAUUUUCCAGUGCAUGUCCUGUCAGUACAGCUGCGCCAACCAUGAUAAAGGGCAUAGAUUUGGCCAUCUUACUGGGCCAACUGGGUGAUAAAAAGGCCUAUUGAAGUGUACCUCACAAAACUUAAACCCUCUUUAUAUAUCCCACAUCAAUGAAAAAUAAUAUGCUACUUUUUUCUUGGGCCGAAAUAUGCAACAUCAAUUCAUCAAUGAAGCUAUUGAUCUUUCGGUCAUAUUGAAAACAAUCAUAUAAUUUUUUUUUUAAAUGGCGUGAGAGAGAGAGAGAUUGGCAAUUUGGCUUAUUUAUACCAUCUUCUUAGUCUGUGAUAAACUAACUUGUCAGUCAUGAACUCUGCCGAGUCUUGUUACACGAAUAUGUUCCAGCAGGAUUCUGUAUCCUGCUGCCAUUCUGUAUCCAUAUCCAAAUAGUUGAAUUAUACUUUGCCUAUGGAGUUCAAUAUUAA
Prosopis cineraria is the source of this 979-nucleotide messenger RNA. Its product is annotated as probable phospholipase A2 homolog 1. The transcript is spliced from 4 exons. Gene Ontology annotation, biological process: pollen germination; pollen tube growth; pollen development. Gene Ontology annotation, molecular function: A2-type glycerophospholipase activity; calcium ion binding. The record is from RefSeq and is a predicted model, not a curated record. Lineage: Eukaryota; Viridiplantae; Streptophyta; Magnoliopsida; Fabales; Fabaceae. The coding region runs from base 185 to 622 and encodes 145 amino acids.